Messenger RNA from Aspergillus versicolor CBS 583.65, 1257 nucleotides. RefSeq lists its product as uncharacterized. Lineage: Eukaryota; Fungi; Ascomycota; Eurotiomycetes; Eurotiales; Aspergillaceae. The transcript has a single exon. Gene Ontology annotation, biological process: transmembrane transport. Gene Ontology annotation, molecular function: transmembrane transporter activity. The coding region runs from base 1 to 1257 and encodes 418 amino acids. The record is from RefSeq and is a predicted model, not a curated record.
AUGCAACCCAUCGAGCCCGUAGAGGACCAUGGUAUCUACUCCCGAUUCUCAGCCGGCCGGAAGGCUGCCGUCACCGUUGUCCUGGUCUGGUCGUCACUGCAGUCUACCCUUAGUACGACCACCGUGAUAUCGGCCAUUCCGGAGGUGGCGGUCACCUUUAACUCCACCAACACCGUCGUCGCCCAGUCUAAUGCCUUGAUGAUCCUGUUCCAGGUGGUCGGGCCCAUCCUAUACGCCCCCGUCACCAACAUCUUCGGCCGCCGGCCGGUCCUGCUCACCGCAAAUGCGCUCAUAGCCGCAUUUAGUCUGGGCACUGCCUUGGCCCCAAAUCUCGUGGCCUGCUUUAUCCUGCGCUUUCUCACAGCGCCCCAAGUGACAGCUACUCAGGUGAUUGGUACCGUGGUUAUUGGGGUCAUCUACCCCCCUACGACCCGCGGCCGCGCACUCGGAUGGCUGAUGCUAAGCACCACGUUAGCACCAGGCCUGGGGCCAUUGUUGGGCGGAGUGAUAAUUAUGUUCGCCCCAUGGCGGGUGAUAUUCUGGGCGCAGACCGGCAUGGCAGCCCUCGCGGUGCUUCUGCUGGCGGUGUUCCUGCCGGAGACGAUCCCUGAGAAAAGGACUCGCCUCUUCGCCGGUUUGGCCCCUUGCGAGAAAGUAGGCAAAUUCCUCCGCCUGAUCAAUCCAUCUGAGAUUAUCAUCCUCCUCGUCUCGUCGCGCAGCCUCGCGAUCAAUGCGGUCUCUGUCGCCUCUCUGCACUGGAACCAGUAUUCGAUCCUCACGCCCAUCCGCGAGGUGCUCAGUCCGCGGUUUCACCUGACCACCCCGCUGGAGGCCGGGCUCUUUUACUUGGCACCGUGUGCGGGCUAUGUGACUGGGACGUACUGCGGCGGUCACCUGUCAGACUGGGUCGUGCAACGGUAUAUCCAACGACGCGGGCGACGGGUCCCAGAGGAUCGGCUCAACAGUGUAGCCGGGGCAGUGGGGGUCGCCAUGCCAGUCUGCGUCCUAGUGUACGGCUGGACGCUGCAGCAGGCGGUUGGUGGUAUUCCCGUGGUGGUGAUCGCCCUCUUCAUCCAAGGGGUAUGCCAGACCGUGGCAUUCGUCCGCCUGAAUGUGUACUGCAUCGACGUGAUGGAAGGCACAAAUAAGAGCUCCCUGGCCGUGGCGGGGAGCUACAUGAUUCGCAAUGUAUCAGGCGCGGUGGGGACCGCCGUCUGCCUCCCUGCCAUCGACGCGAUUGGGGUGGGCGGUAUAUGA